This is a messenger RNA of Staurois parvus, 1336 nucleotides long. The record is from the annotation of a GenBank genome assembly. Lineage: Eukaryota; Metazoa; Chordata; Amphibia; Anura; Ranidae.
AGCAAAGCUGGAGAAGAUGUGGUUGCAGUAGUCAAUGUGUUGUCCAAAUUUCUUCCUCUACGCAUCUUUGCACUCUUUAACCUGUUACGUGUAGUUCCUCGGCUGUUUGGAAGGGUCACUGGGAAGAACCGUGACAACAUAGCUCAAACUAUGACCGUAGAAAUGUUCAGGGAAAGAAGACUCCUAUAAUGAUGAUGUUUUGGACCAGAUAAACUCAAGCAUCCUUGGUGUUGAAGGGCCUUCUCAACUAGCAGAGGGAGAUAAUGCUGGCCAAGAUGAAGCAUUUGAGUUAUUUCCUAUAUUUAUGGGAGGGCUUCUAUCACGUCAAAAUCGCUCUAUGUUAGACCAGCUUGGGUGUUCCAUAAUGAACAUGGAAGCAUUUGAAAUCACAAAGGCUCUGAAAAAGGAGCUAUUGCGCAAAAGCCUUCAGAAGUUGCCACCCUCUGAGCUCAUGGACUUUUUGUUCUUUUUAUAUGAGUUUCAGAAUGAAGGAUUUUCAGCUGGCUUGGUCAGUUCACUACGAGAUCUGGAUCUCUCCGCUGUCCGCAUGACGCCCCUUAAGUGUACUGUUGUGUCUGCGGUAAUGGGAGAUACUAGGAAACCAGUUGCAGAAAUGAACCUUAGUAACUGCCAUCUAGAUCCUGAUGCCGUCCACACUCUAUCACCCUUGCUGAGGAGAUGCCAGAAUGUGAAUUUGCAGAUGAAUUCACUAGGACCCAAUUCCUGCAGAGAAAUAAAAGAUAUUCUGCUCCACCCAGACUGUGCGAUUACCAAUUUACGAUUAUGUAAUAACCCUCUGACACCAGAAGGAGUAGGAUUUAUUAUGGAGGGUCUUGCUUCUAACAGUUCAUUGAAGCACUUAUCACUCCUUCACACGGAUCUUGGAGACAAGGGGGCCGAGAUGUUGGCAGAUCAUUUGGGAAGAAAUCAAAACCUUGAGGAGUUGAAUCUGGCAUACAAUGGGAUACAUGACCAGGCAGCUUUCAGGAUUGUUGAAGAGGCUGCACACCACCCAACACUGAGCAGAGUGCAUCUCUACUUUAACGAACUGUCAGAUGAUGGUCUCCGUGCCCUGAAGCCUGUGGGGGUCAAAGUCCUUGUAUCUCUUACUGAGGGAGCAGAUGCAUCACGUCACUGGCAUGUAAUAUUAAAGGAGCUGCGGGCCAAUGUUGGAGGCUGGGAUCAUGCACGCAUUAGUGCCCACCUCACUCUACUCUUGCGGGAUCUGCAGCAGAGCCGGGCACUAACUAAAAGUCUGUGGCGCAAAGCACGGAUUUUUCGUGUAGAGACUGAAGUGAAACGUAUGCUGGGCAGAAUUCAGCAGGGAACACUUUAA